Molecule: messenger RNA, 1317 nt
Organism: Fusarium keratoplasticum
Lineage: Eukaryota; Fungi; Ascomycota; Sordariomycetes; Hypocreales; Nectriaceae
Product: Peptidase-M14 domain-containing protein
Exons: 3
Coding region: 1-1317 (438 amino acids)
Biological process (GO): proteolysis
Molecular function (GO): metallocarboxypeptidase activity; zinc ion binding
Source: RefSeq, a predicted model, not a curated record
AUGAGGUGCUCUGUUGUUUCGUUGCUUUCCCUCGCUCUUGGAGCUCUCGCAGCCCCCAAGCCAGAGAUCAAGUCCUAUGAUGGAUACAAGGUCUUUCGUGUAAACACUCACGGCAGCCAGGCCGUAGAGGAGAAGCUCGCAGCUGUCACUCAUGACGAGUGGGAGCACGGCUUCCAGCACAUUGACGUUGUCAUUGCCCCCGAUGACCUCGACAAGUUUGAAGGCCUUGGCUUCGAGUAUCGCGUCUUGCACGAGGAUCUCGGAGCUUCCAUCUCUGCCGAAUCCCCUUCUCCCAAGAAGUGGAAGCGUCAGGCUGAUGAUGAUGCUUGGUUUGACGAGUACCACAACUACGAGGACCACAUCGACUACUUUAGAGAUCUGCAGCGAUUGUUCCCUAACAAUUCUAAGCUGAUCUCUUCUGGAAAGUCGUAUCAGAAGCGAAACAUCUAUGGACUUCAUCUUUGGGGUAGUGGCGGACCUGGAAAGCCUGCUGUGCUGUACCACGGAACUGUCCACGCCCGAGAAUGGAUCUCUGCGCCUACUGUCGAAUACAUCACUCUUCAGCUCGUCAACGGGUAUAAGUCCGAGGAUAAGCAGGUCAAGUCGUUCCUCGACAAGUAUGACUUUUACAUCUUCCCCGUCGUGAACCCCGAUGGCUUCGUCUAUACUCAAUCCGCAAACCGUCUCUGGCGAAAGAACCGUCAACCCCCUCCCGCUUCUUCCCCCAACCAGACCUGCAUCGGUCGCGACAUCAACCGCAACUGGGAGUUUGGAUGGGACUCGAACAAGCUCGGCGCCUCGACCAACCCAUGCUCCGAGGUGUACAAGGGCGAGAAGCCCUCCGAUAGUCCCGAGAACCAGGGUCUUGACAAGUUUGUCCGACAGCUCCGAGACGGCGCUGGAAUUAAGCUCUACAUCGAUUGGCACUCGUAUGGACAGUACAUCCUUUCGCCUUUUGGAUACAAGGAGACUCUUUACGCUCCAGAGCUUGGCAAGUGGACCAAGGCUGCUGCUCUUGUUAGUGAGGCCAUCCGCGACAGCUCCGACGAUCGCACCACUUUUGUCUUUGGACCCAGCGGUGCUGUUCUGUACACCACGACUGGUGCUGCCCCCGACCACGUGUACAGUGUUGGAGGCGCCGAGUUCUCUUACACGAUUGAGCUUCGGGACAUUGGCGACUAUGGCUUUGUGCUUCCCCCCGCGCAGAUCAAGCCUAAUGUCAAGGAGCAGUGGGAGGGUCAGAAGGUGCUGCUUUCGCUGCUGGAUGAGGAGUUCUUUGAUGGUGAGGGCGCUGCUCUCUACCAGGGACAGAACUAA